Molecule: messenger RNA, 4194 nt
Organism: Hemiscyllium ocellatum (epaulette shark)
Lineage: Eukaryota; Metazoa; Chordata; Chondrichthyes; Orectolobiformes; Hemiscylliidae
Product: cytohesin-3-like
Exons: 13
Coding region: 270-1349 (359 amino acids)
Biological process (GO): regulation of ARF protein signal transduction
Molecular function (GO): guanyl-nucleotide exchange factor activity
Source: RefSeq, a predicted model, not a curated record
GUGCACAUUCGAAUGCAAGACUGGAGAUACUGAAACCCACUUGUCUCAUCAGGGGCUAGAGUCAUUCGGGGCCAGUCCCCACCCAUUCUGACUGCCUUGUUACUCAAUAGCACUGAACUAAGAGGUGAAGAAUUUCAGAGAAUCCGAACCAGCCAUGGAGGAUAACCAAGAGGGUAGAGUUCUCAGACCUCACACCAGAGGAAAAAGAAGAGAUCAAGAGAGUCCGUUUGCAUAAGGAAGAGCUGCAGAACGACAUUCAGAGACUGAAGAUGGAAAUUGCAAAAAUCAUCACUGAGCUUGAGAACUUUAAUUACACAGAGGAAGGCACACUUGCGGAGAGGAACAAGCUGAUGGCCAUGGGAAAGAAGAAAUUCAACAUGGACCCCAAGAAGGGUAUAGAGUAUUUGGUAGAGAACAAAUUGUUAUCUCCGAAGGAAGAAGAUGUUGCCAAGUUCCUAUACAAGGGGGAAGGCCUGCAUAAAACAGCCAUAGGAGACUAUCUUGGAGAGAGAGAGGCAACAUACAUCAAGACCCUACAAUGUUUUGUUGAGCUUCAUGAGUUUGCAGAUCUCAACCUUGUGCAGGCACUGAGGCAGUUUCUAUGGAGCUUCCGGUUGCCGGGUGAAGCACAGAAGAUCGACAGAAUGAUGGAGGCGUUUGCAACACAGUACUGCCAUUGCAACCCAGACGUUUUUCAAUCAACAGAUACCUGCUACGUGUUGUCCUUUGCCAUAAUCAUGUUGAACACAAGUCUCCAUAAUCCCAAUGUUAAGGACAAGCCAACACUGGAGAGGUUUAUAACAAUGAACCGUGGGAUUAACAACGGAGGGGAUCUUCCUCAGGAUCUUCUCCGGAAUUUGUAUGAGAGCAUCCGGAACGAGCCAUUUAAAAUCCCAGAGGAUGAUGGGAAUGAUUUAACACAUACAUUUUUCAACCCAGAUAGGGAAGGAUGGCUUUCGAAACUGGGAGGCCGCGUGAAGACAUGGAAACGUCGUUGGUUUAUUCUGACAGACAACUGCCUGUAUUACUUCGAAUACACGACAGAUAAAGAACCCCGCGGUAUUAUUCCUUUGGAAAAUUUAUGUGUCAAAGUGUCUGAAGACUCCAGAAAAUUGAAUUGCUUUGACUUGUAUAGUCCCAACAGCAAAGGUCAUACCAUUAAAGCCUGCAAAACACACAAUGAUGGACGGGUUGUUGAAGGGAACCACCAGUUUUACAGGAUAUCUGCCCCGUCGAGGGAAGAGAGAGAUGAAUGGAUUAAAUCAAUCAGAGCCAGCAUCACGCGGGAUCCUUUCUACGACAUGGUAGCUUCUCGAAAGAAAAAGUUAACUGUCAACAAGUCAAAUUGAAAGGAUGCACUUUGUUUCUUACCUCUCAAGUGGUUGGAUAAAUAAGCGAGUCACCUGUAUUGUGUGAACUUGUGCUUUUGGUGACUACACCUGUUUGGACCAUUCCAAAAUAAUCCCUGAGCGUUCCUCCAUCAGGAUGUGCAUAAAUCUCUGAAUUAUUUUAUUGUGAAUUACACUUUGGACAGACUUGUAUUGUCCUUUGCUCCAGUUACAGUCAUAAUCAUAAAUGAUCAGAAGCUCAUUGGUGCUAUCAUAGCCUGAAAAUUGCCACUGAACCUGCACUCUUAUGUAGGAGCAUGAAUAUGCAAUAGUAACAAUUAUGUUCCAUUGACACGUAUUGUGGAUUUCUCCUAGACCUUCCAUGCUUAAGUUCUAAAUAUAUUGUCUGGGAUAACUGUUGAAUCAUGGCCUCACAUUCAACCAGAAGCCUUAUAAGUGAUUGAGGGGGGAGGCAAUGACAGUGAUAAUAUCGUUGGAUUGUUAAUCCACUAACCCAGGUCAUGUUAUGGGGAUUCAGAUUCGAAUCUGCCAUGGUAGAUGGUGGAAGCUGAAUUCAACAAAAGAAAUCUGGAACUAUGUAUUAAGUGAUGACCAAGAAACCACUCUUAACUGUCAGGUAAAAUUCCAUUUGGCUCACUAAUGUACUUUAGGGAAGAAAACUGCCUUCCUUACCUUAUGCGGUCAACAUGUGACUCCAGACCCAUAGCAACAUGGCUCACUCUUAAUUGCCUUCUGGGCAAUAAGGGAUGGGCAACAAAUCCUGGCUUAGCCAGAAAUGUCCUCCUAGUAUCCCAUAACACAUAUCAAACAUUAGUGACUCCAUACAUGGAGUACUACGCACAAUUUUGGUCUCCUUAUCAAAGAGCAUUAUCUACUCACCCUAAAGGGACUUCAUUGAAAGUUCAUUCGACUGUUUCCGGAGAUGAGGGGUCUAUCCUACAAGGACAGAUUGACUAGACAAGGCCUAUAUUUCCUGGAGUUUUGAAGAAUAAGAAAGGACGAGGUUAUCGAAUACCUUUGCAGAAUAGAUGUUUCCUCUGGUUGAAGGGUCCAGAACUGGGGUCAGAGUCUCAAAAUAAGGGACCCAGAUCUAGACAUCUUUCUUGAUAUAUUAUGAAUCUUUGGAAUUCUGUACAUGGAUUGCUGAGUAUAGCUCUAACGAUCUCUGUCUUGACUAAGAUAAUUGAAGAAGAUGGGGGUAAGUUUUGGAGUGUAGAGUUGAUUGAAGACUAGUCCUGAUCUUUGCUGAAUAGUGCAGCAAGUGGAGGGAGCAAAUAAUCUCCUCCUGCUUCUGCUCCCUAUGUUCUUAAAUACUGGCAGCAAUUGAAAAUGACUCCUUUUACAGCCGCUGUGUUUCAACUGAUUCAGAUAACUGCUGACAUUUGAUGUGUGGUGUGGACAGUUUCCCAGCACCAGUGACUGCCUUGCUAUCAUUAGGACUUUAUAGAUUGAAAUGUGUAAAAACAUUGUUCAAUUGAAACUUACUGAACAGACAUAUUGAGUGUCUAAUAAUGAAUUUUUUUUAAAAAGAGAUUAUUAUAUCUAAUGUAUUAUCGGUGUCAAGUAGGUUUUAAUGAAUAAAGCACUGAAUAAAUAGAGGUUAGAAAUAAAAACUAAUAGUUCUACAAACUUCAUGCUGUGUUUUGAAUGGUUCAAAUACACUGUCCCUUGAUACUGAAUCUUUAAUUACGAUAAGCUACUUAGCCCACCUUCAAGAAUUUUGUUACCCUGAACAUUUAUUCUUUUUGGGCUACAUCUCAACAAGUGACAAAAUUUCUGAAAUGGAAAUUAUUUUUAAACACAGAGCAUGAACAAGCUAUUCAGAAAGCUAUUAUUCUGACAGAUCCAAUACCUUUUUAUUAGCAAUGUAGAUGAGAUUAACAAGUUUAAAUCAAAAGCAGUAAAUGCUGCUGACUUCUAUACUAAAAGCAGAAAGAGCUGGAAAACCCAGCAGGUCUCGCCACAGCUGCAGAAACAGUAAGAGGCUUCAUGUCAAGUCGAAUAGGACUUCUUCAGACGUUUUGUUAUCUUGCAGAGUGUGCAGCUGUGGCUAAGUAGCUAGCACUGCUGCAUCUUGAACAGAAGGUUGUGGCUUCAAGUCCCAACACUUGGUUUUCCAGGCUGAUGUUUCAGUACAGUACUGAGCGUGGUCAGUAUUAUCGGAAGCCUGGUCCUCCUGCCCUCUCAAGUGGGUGUAAAGAUCCCGAGAUACUACUUGAAGACAAGCUACACUAUUCUUUUAGUGCCCGGCCAACAUUUAUACUUCAGUUAUUGUGGGAAACCUAUCUUUCAUCGUUUAGCUCUUUACAUUUGUGCAAGUCUGAAAGCACAAUUAGAGAUUACACACUUGACAGCAGCAGUCAAGUCGCCAUAGUCUUACCAGACCAAAGGGCUGAUCUCAUUAGAGAUACAUGACUGGCGGUGAUUUAACCCGAGGGCCACCAUACUUCAGGUGAAGGGACAGGUUGAGGAGGAGAGACCUUCAUAGUAACCUCAGCAGGUGUGGAGAUUGAAUCCAUGCUGUUGGCGCCACCCUUUAUGACAAACCAACCAUCCAGCCAACUGAACUAAACUGAUCUUGUAAUACACAGAGCAACAUUACGUUAUACUUAAGGAAAUGGCUUCAGUGAAAUUUGAUCUUCUCCAACUGUCACUGUUUAAGUAGUGAAAGAAAGGAAACAAUUUGUAUACAUGCCUGGUUUAGAAAGCUAUGUAUGUAUUUUGUUAUCUGUUAUAAACUUUAUGUAUAUUUGUUUAAAGAUGGCUGAAAAUCUGGUUUGUGGAAAACAAACUGCAGGUAUUCUGCUGUAAAUAGACUAAUAAAUUUAUAAUUUUCUAUCAAAAA